AUGGGAGGCGCGCCUUCGACGCCGCGGAACGACGGCGGAGAUGCUCCGACGGAGUAUCUCAUUGCUACUUUCGUCGGUGAGAAAUCGUUUCCGCUGGCGUCUGAUUUCUGGAACAAGCUCCUCGAGUUACCGUUGAGUUCCCGGUGGCCCAGUGAUCGCGUUCAUCAAGCCUGUGAGCUUUUCGCACAAAACAAUGGCUAUACUAGGCAUCUGGCAAAAUUAUUGAUCCAUCUGUCAUGGUGUUUGCACGAGCUUCUCACGCCUUCUGGUGUGCAGUCAUCUGUUUAUAAGAAAGCUGUUAAUGCUACGUACAUUUCGUCGGUUUUCUUGAAGCAUUUGAUUGAGAGCUGCAAAAGCGAAAGCCUAGAGGAGUUGCAUCUUUCUCUGGAUGAAAGUGAACCAGUUCCACAGGGUUUUGUGAUGGAUCAGAACAUUGAGAACUUUGUCAUGCACGGCGUGUUGAGCUUCAUAGGAUCAACAGAUGUUAGUCCCAACUCCUAUCUUCUACAUCAGGAACUGUUGAACUUCAUGCUUGUAGCAAUGUCAACACAGCUUCUUUCUGGGCCUUUGCCUGGACCAAGAGAUGUGAACCCUUUUAUUGAUGCUGCAAUGGCUCAGGAAAAGUCUCUGGUUUGUCUGGUGGUCAAGAGACUGCUACUGAAUUAUAUCCUCCGACCUCGUAUUCCUCCAAAUGCAAAAUCCAAUUUAUAUUCAGAUGGAGAUCCUCCGGGUGUUUUGGAAAGAGUUGGUUCUGCAGCUGCGACGUUUGUGUUAUUGCCUUUGAAUUAUCUUGUCAAUUCUAGUGGCGAGGGAUCAAAAAACCCACUUGUAGAGGGUGGCCUUCAUGUUUUGCUAAUCCUCAUUAACUAUCACAAGUGUAUAACGACGGAUGAGUCUACAACAGAUAAAAGCGAUGACAGUGCAAAUUCAGACUCAGUUUCAAAAGCGCAUGCCUUCUUCUCGGACAAUCCCUAUAGCAAGGCUCUAGCAAAUGCUAGAGACAUUGAAUUUGACCGCACAGAUGUUGAGGGAAAUGCUCACACGGGCCCACUUGUGCGAAUACCAUUUGCUUCUCUAUAUGACACUCUUGGCACGUGUUUGGCUGAUGAGAGCGCUGUCUUGCUCCUCUACUCAAUUCUGCAAGGGAACUCUGACUUUUUGGAGUAUGUUCUGGUGCGGACUGAUAUGGAUACAGUGUUGAUGCCCAUUUUGGAAGCAUUGUAUAAUACUUCAAGGAGAACAUCAGCGAAUCAAAUAUACAUGAUGCUGAUAGUACUUCUGAUGCUUAGUCAGGAUUCAUCUUUCAAUGCAAGCAUCCACAAGAUCAUUCUGCCGAGCAUUCCCUGGUACAAGGAGCAUCUCCUCCAUCAGAUAUCUCUGGGUUCCUUAAUGGUUAUCAUUCUCAUAAGAACAGUGCAGUACAACCUAUCUAAGCUGCGGGAUGUGUAUCUGCAUACUACUUGCCUCGCGACUCUGGCUAACAUGGCACCACAUGCCCAUCACUUAAGUGCAUACGCCUCACAGAGGCUGGUCAGCCUUUUCUACAUGCUUUCUCGGAAGUAUAAUAAAUUAUCAGAUUUGAUUGAUGAUAAGCUGCAGAGCAACAGAGGGAGCUCAGCUGGACAGGAUGGGGUUUCCGAGGAUUUGGCAGCAGAAUUGCAGAUCUACACUGAUUUCUUGAGAAUUGUUCUAGAAACGUUGAAUGCAAUUUUGACAUAUGCCCUACCGAGAAAUCCUGAGGUUGUCUAUGCAGUCAUGCAUCGGCAAGAAGUGUUCCAGCCAUUCAAGAAUCAUCCCCAUUUCCAUGAGCUGGUUGAAAAUAUAUACACAGUCUUAGACUUCUUCAACAGCCGCAUGGAUGCCCAAAGAUUGGAAUCAUCCGACAGGGAAUGGUCAGUGCAGAAAGUUCUUCAAUUCAUCAUUAACAAUUGUCGUUCUUGGCGAGGCGAAGGCAUGAAGAUGUUUACUCAACUACACUUCUCAUAUGAACAAGAGAGCCAUCCUGAGGAAUUCUUCAUCCCGUACGUUUGGCGGCUAGCUUUUUCCCGAUGCGGAUUCAGUUUCAACCCUGGCACCAUUAGCUUAUUCCCAGUUGAACAUCAAGCUGAAAAACAGAUCGACAACAAUGGCGAAUCCGAGGGGCAUGAGAAGGAACAAGACUCGAGCUCGCGGAGAAUAGUCUUCGAUCCAUAGUAUAUGCCAAGUGGCGCGUUCUCGCCACGUCAUUUUCGUGCCUGGAUAAAAGAUCUUAUCCUCUCGAAAGACGAUUCUGCCCCCUAAUGAAAUUCGCAUCUUUACUUCAAUUAUAGAAACAAGAACCAGUUCCUGAUGUUACGUGAUAUUUUUAUUACAAGAUGAAUCUCCAAUUGUUAAUAAAUUAGCCGAAAUAAAUAUUAAUAUUUUUGGA
Messenger RNA from Tarenaya hassleriana, 2407 nucleotides. Its product is annotated as dymeclin. Gene Ontology annotation, biological process: Golgi organization. NCBI's taxonomy places the organism in Eukaryota, Viridiplantae, Streptophyta, Magnoliopsida, Brassicales, Cleomaceae. Gene Ontology annotation, cellular component: Golgi apparatus. The transcript has 19 exons. Bases 1 to 2193 code for a protein of 730 amino acids. The record is from RefSeq and is a predicted model, not a curated record.